UGGUCAGUUCUCUUGACUUCAGUAAAUUGUAAAGUUUAGUGAUUUGUUAAAAUGACUGGCAGAGGCAAAGGUGGUAAAGGUUUAGGAAAAGGUGGCGCUAAACGUCACAGAAAAGUCCUCCGUGAUAACAUCCAGGGUAUAACUAAACCCGCUAUCAGAAGAUUGGCACGACGUGGUGGAGUUAAACGUAUCUCUGGCCUUAUCUAUGAAGAAACCCGAGGCGUUCUCAAGGUUUUCCUCGAAAACGUUAUCAGGGAUGCUGUAACCUAUACUGAACACGCUAAAAGGAAGACAGUUACAGCGAUGGACGUUGUAUAUGCUUUGAAACGUCAAGGACGUACCCUGUACGGAUUUGGAGGUUAAUUUUUACCAUCGAUAUCUACAUUCUCAAUCGGUCCUUUUCAGGACCACA
This is a messenger RNA of Harmonia axyridis, 412 nucleotides long. Its product is annotated as histone H4. The transcript has a single exon. NCBI's taxonomy places the organism in Eukaryota, Metazoa, Arthropoda, Insecta, Coleoptera, Coccinellidae. The coding region runs from base 52 to 363 and encodes 103 amino acids. Gene Ontology annotation, molecular function: structural constituent of chromatin; protein heterodimerization activity; DNA binding. The record is from RefSeq and is a predicted model, not a curated record. Gene Ontology annotation, cellular component: nucleosome. Gene Ontology annotation, biological process: nucleosome assembly.